AUGUCUCAUAUUACAAAGUUGGCAAAGGGCUCGACAGUGUCCACCUUACUCAGAUCAAACAACAUUGGUUUGGGAUACACAGUUAGAUCAUUCCACAGCACUCUUCCAAAUGCUGGUGCAAGAUGGGAUGACAAGCCAAAGCAACAACCAUCACUCAAGAACAUCAUUGAUGAGACAGCAAACACAUUCUUCCUUACAGAGAUCAUGGUAGGUCUAUACAUCACUAUGGGAUACUUCUUCAGAAAGAAGGCAACGAUCAACUACCCAUUCGAGAAAGGUCCCCUCUCGCCACGUUUCCGUGGUGAGCACGCACUGCGACGUUACCCAACUGGUGAGGAGCGUUGCAUUGCCUGCAAGCUCUGCGAGGCCAUCUGUCCCGCACAGGCCAUCACCAUUGAGGCCGAGCCCCGUAAGGACGGCUCACGUCGUACCACCCGUUACGACAUUGACAUGACCAAGUGUAUCUACUGCGGCUACUGUCAGGAGGCAUGUCCCGUCGAUGCCAUCGUCGAGGGUCCAAACUUUGAGUAUAUAACUGAGUCAAGAAUAGAGUUAUUGUACAAUAAGGAGAAGCUGUUGGCUAACGGUGAUAGAUGGGAGACUGAGAUUGCAGCAAACAUUGCAGCUGACUACCUAUACCGUUAA
Messenger RNA from Acytostelium subglobosum LB1, 645 nucleotides. RefSeq lists its product as hypothetical. The transcript is spliced from 5 exons. Gene Ontology annotation, cellular component: membrane. The record is from RefSeq and is a predicted model, not a curated record. Bases 1 to 645 code for a protein of 214 amino acids. Gene Ontology annotation, molecular function: 4 iron, 4 sulfur cluster binding; NADH dehydrogenase activity. NCBI's taxonomy places the organism in Eukaryota, Evosea, Eumycetozoa, Acytosteliales, Acytosteliaceae. Gene Ontology annotation, biological process: mitochondrial respiratory chain complex I assembly; mitochondrial electron transport, NADH to ubiquinone.